Messenger RNA from Aspergillus melleus, 1398 nucleotides. RefSeq lists its product as uncharacterized. Gene Ontology annotation, molecular function: transmembrane transporter activity. Bases 1 to 1398 code for a protein of 465 amino acids. The transcript has 6 exons. The record is from RefSeq and is a predicted model, not a curated record. NCBI's taxonomy places the organism in Eukaryota, Fungi, Ascomycota, Eurotiomycetes, Eurotiales, Aspergillaceae. Gene Ontology annotation, biological process: transmembrane transport.
AUGGAUGGUAAACAGGCGCAGAAUGAUGCUCAAGAGGUAUCUGAGCCCUCUGAAAUUGACUCACCACCCUUGCCACCAUCCAGGAUUCCUUUCUUUCGCUCAACGUUAUUCCAAGCCCUGGUUAUUGCGGGCGUGUUCUUCUGCGGCCCAGGAAUGUACGGGGCGCUGAAUGCUCUGGGCGCGGGAGGGUUGAAGAGCCCACUACUGGUGAACAUCACGUCUGGGCUAUCCUAUGGUCUCAAUGUCAUCUUUGCGCUUCUCACUGGCGUCUUCGUGAACGUCUUGGGGGAGCGCAUCGUAUUGAGUCUCGGAGUCAUAGGAUUCAGCAUCAAUGGUGCCUCGCUGUAUUGCAACAAUAUGUUUGGCAAUACCUGGCUUAUGUACUUUUCUUCUGCAUUGCAGGGAUUUACUACGGCGCUUCUUUGGGUUGUUCAAGCUGCAAUAAUGCUGGCGUAUCCAGAGCCAGACUUUAAGGGCAGAUUUAUCGCUAUCUGGUACACCUCCAUCGCGUUGGGUCAGUCAGUCGGAGGUGCUCUUGCUCUUGGUUUCAACGCGUCGAACAAAGAAGCCGGCGCUGUUACUCCGGUCACAUACAUCCCUCUCAUCGCAAUUGCCGCUUGUGGACCCUUCAUUGCUCUCUUGAUAUCUCGGCCGCAUCAAGUCAUUCGUCGCGACGGUGUGAAGGUUUUGUCGAAGAAGCAGCCAAACGCAUGGCAAGAGGCGAAGAGAGUAUUUAGUGCUGUGAAAAGACGAGAGGUACUGGCCACUGUCAUCGAUCGUUUAUCAAUUCUCAAUCAAACUGACCAGAUGCAAAAGAUGCUCCUCCUCCUUCCCCUCUUCAUCUACUCGCAAUGGUUUCUCUCCUACAACAGCACCUUUACGGCAAUUUAUCAUUCUGUCCGCGGAAGAGCCCUUACUUCUUUCACGAGUGCGUUCGCAGGGGUUGCCGGAACCUUCGCAGCGGGUGUCUUCCUCGACUACCAGAAACUCAGUCGAUCGACCAAAUUCCGCUGGUCGUAUUUUGCCAUCUAUGCGCUGUACACUUUGACAUGGGUGUGGGAUACGGUUGUGCAGUGGUAUUAUUCCAAGACUAACCCGGUGGGCCUGGAUUGGGCACAGUCUGAGUUCUAUGCGAGCUUUCUCUUGAUCCUUGUCAAGGGGUUUGUUGACCAUGCUUUCCAAACGUGGAUGUAUGCGCUCAUCGGCACUCUGACGGAGGAUGUCGAUGAGUUGACCCGGUAUACCGGUUUCUUGAAGGCCGUGAAUACGGGUGGUGCAGCAUUGGGGUAUGCCGUUCAGACGAAGUGGAGUAUGAUGGGGUCAGAGGCGCUGUUGCUUGGUUUGUGGGUAGUUCAAAUCGUUCCUACCUGGCUCAUGGUGAAGGAAGUGAAGGAUUAG